Tuber aestivum (summer truffle) is the source of this 801-nucleotide messenger RNA. The record is from the annotation of a GenBank genome assembly. NCBI's taxonomy places the organism in Eukaryota, Fungi, Ascomycota, Pezizomycetes, Pezizales, Tuberaceae.
AUGUACUCCAAAAACGACAGAAAAGUCCAGUUCCUCCUCGCAAUUCUCGAUUGCCAAGUCGGUCAGGUCAAAGUCUUUCCCCCCUCUCCUCCAUACCUCCUUCUCCCUCCUUUCCCCUCGUAGCUAACAAGACAAAAGGUGGAUUUUCAAAAACUCGCCGAUAAACUCGGAUACAAAAACGUGCGCAGCGCCGCAGACAGUUACUACCGUUUCCGCCGCGGGUUAGAUCUCGGCGCUUCCUCGUCCUCUCCCGGCAGCAGCAAUUCUAGUGCCCGGGGCCGCCCUAUUAGGAGGGGACCUAGACUUCACAGAAGGAAGAUUAUUUGCUCCGAUGAUGAUGGUGAGGGUGGGGAUGAAGGGGAAGAUGAGGAUAGCGGUAGUGGUGAUGGCGAUGCUACGAGGCGUGGGAUUAAGCAAGAAUGUACCGAGGGGGACGGUGGCAGGGUGAUUAAGCUGGAGGGUGAUACUGAAGAAGCGAUAUUUAUCAAGAGUGAGUCGGAGGGGGAGGAUGGCGAUGGUGGCGUCACCGGGCGGGGUCACAGGUGGAGGAGUGCGAGGGAGGGGCGGUUCAGUGGGUUUCAGGGGACGGGGUAUUGCUGCGUUGGCACUGGCACUGGGAGUGGGUUUGAAGGCGCGAGGUUUGAAGGCGCGAGGUUUGAAGGCUAUGGGGUUUUUGGUGGGUUGCAGCGGCCGCUGGCGAUGGUGGAAAGGGCACCGCCGGAGAAGGCGGUUGAGAAGGAGGGGGUUGUGGUGAUCAAGGAUGAGCCGGUGGAUGACGAGAAGUGGGUUUGGAACUGGUGA